Durusdinium trenchii is the source of this 1971-nucleotide messenger RNA. The record is from the annotation of a GenBank genome assembly. NCBI's taxonomy places the organism in Eukaryota, Dinophyceae, Suessiales, Symbiodiniaceae.
AUGUUCCUCUUGGGGUUGCAUUUACAUCCUAUUCAUGACCCUGAAUUCUUUGCAUUUUGGCAUACAUUGCUGGAUUUUCGGAGGCUUCAAAAUGAACUUGAAGUACAGAUUGAUUUGCAAUGGAUUUGGGGUGAGCUUCAAGGGAAAUUUCCACCGGGGCCCUUGUGGGUAUUUUUCCAUGGAUGUUUGCGCAUUCACUGGAGCUGGAAUGGGGAAUUGGGGCUGCUCGAGGACCGUAUUGGUUUCUUCAGCAUCUGGCGAAUUUCGUUGAAAGAGCUAGAGUUCCGUGCGGUAUAUGCAUGGCAACGAAUGAUCGGCACCAUUGGCCAGCAACGACGUGGUUUUGCUGGGCUUGCCACCGCAGGCGCUCACCUGUCCCAAGGAACCCAUUUACAGUUGACAGACCUUCAGCGUGGCCUCCUGCGUACUGCACAUGUUGGUACGUUUUUUACCCAAGAUGGCCUGAAGUACUCCACCCCGGAUGGCAGUGAGGUGUGUGUCCAUUGUGGUGCUCCUGAUAGCAUUGACCAUCGUAUUUGGCGGUGCCCCACAUUCCAAAGUGUGCGAGAGAAUCUCUCGGAUUGUCGGCCACCAGCGUGUGAUUCGUUGCCGGACUGUACUCGGCUACAUGGGUGGAUCCAAACUCCUGCGGAGUAUCUUCCAUUCCUGCAACGCCUUCACAACUUGCCGGACCUGUCCCACCAGCUGGAUUCACCUGCACCUGGAGUGACACUGGAUUUGUUUACAGAUGGGAGUUGUAUGUUCCCGCAAAUCCCUAAGCUUCGUGUAGCGGCAUGGGCUGUCGUUCAAGGACACAGUGGAGAGCGUGGCACACGAGUGGAAUGUUUGGCCGGGGGACCGCUUCAUGGACUUUGGCAAACCAGUGGCAGAGCUGAGAUCGUCGCAGUGCUGGCGGCCGUGAGGCUUGGAGUCCGAUCGGGGAGGCGGACAAGAAUUUGGUCUGACUGUGCGAAUGUAGUCAACAGACUUCGCCUCCUUCUUGAUGAUCCUCAAGGUGCCAGGCCCAAUGCCCAUGAUGCAGAUCUGUGGGAUCUUUUGGCAAUCGAGUUGAGACGGGAGCAUCAUAUCACGGUCCACAAGGUUGCUGCCCACGUAGAUGAACGAGUCUACGGCCCAGUUGAAGAGUGGGCGAGGCGGUUCAAUGACAUGGCGGACCAGUACGCCAAGAGCUUCAAUCUGCAGCGAACAGACGAGUUUUGGCAGUCCUGGAACUUGUUGAGAGAUCAGAUGCAACAGGCAGAGGCCGUCGGCCAGUAUGUCCUCCAACUUCAUUGCCUUAUCGGUGAAGAGGCGAUUCGUUUACACAAGGGCUCCCCUACCCAGCAGGUCGGUACCUCCUCGGAGGCUAGAAUCUCUUUGGAGCAAUGUGUGCGGGUCCCCAGUGGACCACUCCUUUCUGACGAUUUGAAAGGCUUGUUGGGCAGGGAGCAAGUGCGCCGUCUUUGGGCCUGGCUUCAAGAAGUGAGAAAUGGGCAUGUUUGGGGAAGUUGGGUCUCGAUGGCUCAGCUCUACGUGGAUUAUCAGCUGACUUUCGGCAAGGUGGGACCUCAUUUCCAUUCUGACCGUCGGCAGUGGAGUGACCCCAACGAGCCCGGGUUGGCAAGGUUGAAGGGAUAUGAAUUUCCCCAACAGUUGAAGUGGUUUGGGAGGGCUUUGAGGCUGUUGUUGCAGAGCCACGCUGCUCAGCAAAAUGGACAUCAGAUUUUCAGAUUGCAGCGCCCUAGUUCAGCAGUGUUGUCGCAUUGGAGCCAAUGUAUUCACAUUGCUUGGUCCCCUGCUCGACGAGACGCUGUUGAUAUGUGGUUCCAACAACAUUUGCCCGGCGGCUCCACACGCCGCCGGGCGCAUGGGCUGGCAUGCUUACCUGCAGCAGGGAGCGACCCUGCAUUUGCGGUGCGGCUGGUGGAAGACCCUCAGAGGUCUUUGUCUCAAUGGUGGCGGUCACCCUGA